Molecule: messenger RNA, 1047 nt
Organism: Morchella importuna
Lineage: Eukaryota; Fungi; Ascomycota; Pezizomycetes; Pezizales; Morchellaceae
Exons: 4
Coding region: 1-1047 (348 amino acids)
Molecular function (GO): 2-oxoglutarate-dependent dioxygenase activity
Source: RefSeq, a predicted model, not a curated record
AUGUCCAGCAUUGUGUCCAACGUCCCGAACGUCGGAGAUGCGUUCACAGAUCUUCUAACCAUGUACCAUGAAUUCAACCCGCCCCGGGUCGAAAGUGUAGAUGGCGCCCCGACAUCGCUACAAUUUGCUCGAUAUGUAGCAAAGAACCAGCCGGUUGUUUUCCGGGGUGCAACCGCAAACUGGGAAGCCGUAAAGAAGUGGAAGGUGGGGUAUCUGAAACAGAAGAUGGAGGGGAGAGAUAUUAAGGUUGCCAUGACGCCAUUCGGGAAUGCCGACUCGGUGGUCUCUGUGAAUGGGGUGGACUACUUUGUGCAGCCGCACACAUUAGAGGAGCCUUUCGCUGAGUUCGUAGACUACCUGCGGGCUCCGGUGGAGGAUAGCACAACAGUGAAAUAUGCUCAAUCCCAAGAUAACAAUCUCCAUGACGAGUAUUUACCGCUCUUGUCUGAUAUUCCGGCCGACGUGGGCUUUGCGACUGAGUUCUUUGAGCGCGAGCCCGAUGCUACAAAUAUUUGGAUUGGUAACGACCGCUCGGUAACUACACUGCAUAAAGAUCAUUAUGAGAACCUAUACUGUCAGGUGUCUGGGAAGAAGAAUUUUGUGAUUCUUUCCCCGCUUGAAAUUGCGUGUGUAGAGGAGCGGGAGUUACCUACAGCGAAGUAUGUACCCGACGCAAAGGGCGACUGGAAAAUAGUGCCCGAUGAACCGGAAGAUUGGCUGCCAGGAUGGGCAACAGUUGAUCCCGAUAGCCCUUUGGAAAGAGCGGGAGUGUUCUGGAAGUAUUCUAGACCGCUCAGGGUGACAUUGGAGCCUGGAGAUAUGUUUUACCUUCCAGCUUUGUGGUAUCAUAAAGUCUCACAGGAAUGUGGUGAGGAAGGGGUUUGCUGCGCCGUCAAUUACUGGUAUGAUAUGGAUUUUUCUGGGCUAUUCUAUUCAACUGUUUGGUUUGCGCGGACUGUUACCCCCAUCUUGCGAGACGAGAUCAAAGAACUUGAAAACAAUAAGAGCGAGCUCAAGGAGGGUGAGGCCGUCAAUAGGACGGAUUGA